Messenger RNA from Gongylonema pulchrum, 2142 nucleotides. The record is from the annotation of a GenBank genome assembly. Lineage: Eukaryota; Metazoa; Nematoda; Chromadorea; Rhabditida; Gongylonematidae.
AUGGGUGUAUUAUCGCUAAAUGUUGUGUGGUCACCGAUGGGUGAUGAGCAAUCGCAGAUGAAGAAAACGAUGCAGUUCGAAUCAACCACACUUGUUUUUGAUGCAUGCAAAAUUAUACGGGAAAAAUUAUCCGGCAACAAUCUUAACCCGAAAGAAUACGGCCUAUUUCGUCUGGAAGAAGACCCAACGAAAUGUGUCUGGAUGGAAAAUGGCCGAACGCUGGAGUACUAUCUAAUUCGCAGCGGGGAUACUGUUGAAUACAAGAAAAAAAUCCGUCCACUGAAAGUACGAAUGCUUGAUGGUGCUGUGAAAACAGUUAUGGUGGAUGAAAGUCAACCAGUGGGUGAAAUUAUGGUUGUUGUCUGUUCGAAAAUUGGCAUCAGUAAUCACGAAGAGUACUCGUUGGUUCGUCAGCCAUCAGACCAGGACUGGCGUUCCACACUGACACUGAAAGAGGAGAAGCGGGGCCGAAGCGAAGAUCGCGGUCUUGGAUUCGGCACACUCGGCAGGAAUAAAGAGCGGAAGAUGGAGCAGCUGCGAGCGAAAUUACACACUGACGAAGAGCUUCUCUGGCUAGAUCAUGGCAAAACACUGCGAGAGCAGUCGGCUAGUGCUUUAAUUUUACUUUUUAAGCCCUUAUAUGCAUUAAGAUCAAAAAUGCCUCCAAUUAAAGCGCCGCUGAGAAAGCCAAAAUAUCCUCUGUGUACCUAUAGUAAAUUAAUAUAUAUUGCCGAUGAUCAACUUCCCAUCUUGAAGUACAUUUUUCAGAUAGCCGAUGACGAAACACUGAUAUUGCGUCGGAAGUUCUUCUUCUCGGAUACCAACGUGGAUUGUCGUGACCCUGUGCAAUUGAAUUUGUUGUACGAGCAGUGCAAAAUGGGUGUGCUACAGGGGAAUCAUCCGGUUACACGUGAUAUGGCGUGUAAUUUGGCGGCGUUGCAAUGUCAGAUACAGUAUGGUGAUCUGCAGGACCAUCGACAACGCGCUAAUUUUCUUGACCUGCGUGAACUCCUACCGAAAGAGUAUGCGAAAUCAAAGGAUAACGAGAAGCGCAUCAUGGAUGGGUAUCGCGAGUUGGCCGGGAAAAGUGAGCUGGACGCUAAAAGCAAAUAUGUUCAUCUCUGUCGUUCGCUACUCACUUAUGGCGUCACAUUUUUUGUGGUGAAAGAAAAAAUGAAGGGCAAAAACAAACUGGUACCACGGUUGUUGGGUGUCAACAAGGAAUGCGUAAUGAGGGUGGACGAGAAGACCAAAGAGGUGUUGCAGGAAUGGCCGCUGGAGCAAGUGCGGCGCUGGGCUGCAUCACCAAAAACCUUCACACUGGAUUUUGGUGAUUACCAGGAUGGUUACUAUUCGGUGCAGACAGCGGACGGUGAAAAGAUUGCGCAAUUAAUUGCUGGCUAUAUUGACAUAAUUUUACGGAAGAAACGUACGCGUGAUCACGUGGGCAUUGAGGGCGAUGAGGGCUCGACAAUGCUGGAAGAUGUAGUUGCCCCAGCUCGCGCAACACUCGUAGCGCAUGGACAGAUCGGGGAAGGCUUCGCGCAAGAAGGCGGUGUUGCAAUUCCAGGCGUACUCCGAACACCUGGCGCAUUCCCGACAGCACAGCGUGCCGCGCUGAACGGUGCCCAGUACGGCGCUGUCAGUGGCCAGAUUUUGCAGCAACAAAUGGUCAAAGGACAGCGGCCGCGCGUUGUGGAUUCGCAAGAACGUGCACAACGUGCUCUCAUUGGUACAAUUGAAGCGUCAAUUCGUGCAGUUGAGGCAGCGGAAGAAGAAAUGGAGAAGCCGGUGCAGAUUGAAUUACCACGAUUCACAGACGAUCCAACCUCACGUCGUUGGGUGGAAACGAAAGUUGAAGUUGAGAAGCAGAAAGUCGGUGAUCAGUUGGCACAGAUGGGCGCUGCUACUGCGCAAGUUGUGCAAAUGACAGCAGUUGUCGAUGAAGUAGAUUCCAAAGUUGGUACAGCAAUUGCAACCAUUGGUUCGAAUAUGCCCGAAAUGGGACGGGGAGUGCGUGAACUGGCCGCAUUGAUGCCUGAUGAACAACGUCGUGGUAUGGCUUUAUAUGGGGUUUUUUUCGAAUUAGGUGCAUUGGAAAACAUAAUUUCCAUUCUUUUGGAGUACUGUGAAAAAAGCUAG